Messenger RNA from Octopus sinensis (East Asian common octopus), 854 nucleotides. Its product is annotated as von Willebrand factor A domain-containing protein 3B-like. Lineage: Eukaryota; Metazoa; Mollusca; Cephalopoda; Octopoda; Octopodidae. Bases 225 to 854 code for a protein of 209 amino acids. The transcript is spliced from 3 exons. The record is from RefSeq and is a predicted model, not a curated record.
AUAAAAUAUUAAAAAGUUUUGAUGACAAAAAAGAAUCAAAUUAUAAAUCAAGUGCUCAUUGGAUUUCUGAAAAUGGAAUUGCAAAAAAUAAGUUAUGCCUUUUUGACAUUUUAUCUGGAGUUGCCUUUAAACAUUGCAAUGGACUAUUAGAAUUAGAAAAUAAAAUAGUGGAUGCAAAAUAUUGUCAGGAAUUUGCACACGUAGUGUGGAAAAAUGGACAGUUAAUGCAUGUUCAUGUCACUAAUGACAUAUACAGGGACUAUCAAAGUCGCCUUAAUGUGGUAAUGGAUCGUAUUAUAAACAGAUUAAACUGGUUGAAAGAGACGAGUUAUUAUUACUUUGGCAGGAUAAUUGAAAGUCGAAUAUUUAUUUUGGUCGAUAUUUCUCUCUCGAUGAAAGAAUAUAUGAAAAAUGUGUACAAACUACUAUUCCGCGUUUUAAAUGAGCAGAUAUUAAAUAGUGGGAAAAGUUUCAAUAUUAUUGCAUUUAACACAGAGUAUCAUAUAUGGAGAAAUAAUUUCACAUUCCCUACACCUGGUGAAAUCAAACUUUCUCUUAAUUGGCUAAAAUCUAUUGAAAUUGGCGGGUCGACAAAUAUAAUACCUCCAUUAACGAACGCGAUAUAUAACAAUGCAACAGAAACCGUUUUCCUUUUAUCCGACGGACGUUCUAACGAGUCUGUCGAUGAAAUUCUUUCUAGCUUGAGCGGAAGACAUAAUUUGAGAAUAAAUACAAUCUCAUUUAAUAUGGAUAAUUCACCCCCAAAUCGACUUUUAUAUGAACUAUCUUUCAAAACUAGUGGUGUGUGCGCAACUUUUGUCCUUCAAAAUCAUUCCAGAACAUUGAGAGUAUGA